AUGUACAACGGCAUCGGGCUGCAGACCACGCGGGGGUCGGGCACCAACGGGUACGUCCAGACCAACAAGUUCUUCAUCAAGCCCCGCUCCACCUCCGGCGGGGGGCCGCCGGGCGGGCCACACAGGCCGCCGCUCCCCGACGCCGCCGAUGGCGGCGGCGGCGGGCUCGGCGGGAUGCGCAAGCCCAACAGGGAGAUCCUCGAGCACGACCGCAAGCGCCAGGUCGAGCUCAAGCUGCUCGUGCUCAGGGACGCGCUCGAGGAGCAGGGCUACACCGACGGCGAGAUCGAGGAGCGCGUCGACGAGGCGCGCAAGGCCGCGGAGGCAGAGGCCGCCGCUGCCGCGGCGGCGGAGGAGGCAGGGAGCGGGCCCGGCGCCGGGCGACCACCUCUACCCGGCGGCAGAGGGUUUACAGACACACAGAGCCACCAUGUUGCGGCACGGAAGGAGAAACAACUUGAGACUCUAAGGGCUGCUUUAGGGCUGGAUGUUGAGGAUGCAAAGAAGAAGGGGGAUGUAGAAAGUGAUGUAGAAUCCGGGGAGCUUGUUCCUGGCGAGUAUUAUGAGGAACUGGAUACUGCUGGGCAAAAGGAUAGCAAGGAUUCAAAGGAUGCUAAGAAGAGCAAGAAGAAAAAAGAGAAUGACAAAAAGAGUCAACACAGAAGUUCAAGAAAGAGCGAGUACAACUCAGACUCGGAUCACGAUCAUGACACUAAAACGAAGAAGGGUUCUCGCCAUGAUUCAGAAGAUGAUUCAGAGACUGAUUAUGAUGAGAAGAAGGAAAAGAAAUACAAGAAACCUCGUCUUGGUUCAGAUGAUGAUUUUGAAAAUGAUCGGAAGAAAGCCAAGCGUGGAAAGAAUUCUCGUCAUGAUUCUGAGUCUGAUAGGGAUAGUGGCUAUGGCAAGAAGAAAACCAAACAUGCAAAGAAUGAUCAAGGUGAAAGAAAGAAGAUACCAGUGAAGAACUCUCGUCAUGAUUCCGAGUCUGAUACAGAUAGUGGCUAUGGCAAGAAGAAAACAGAACAUGCAAGGAAUGAUAGGGGUGAGAGAAAGAAGAUACCAGUAAAGAAUUCUCGUCAUGAUUCCGAAUCUGAUAAAGAUAGUGGAUAUGGCAAGAAGAAUGCGGAGCAUGCAAAGAGUGAACGCGAUGAGAGAAAGAAGGUACCAGUGAAGAGCUCUCGUCAUGAUUCCGACUCUGAUACAGAUAGUGGCUAUGGCAAGAAGAAAACAGAACAUGCAAGGAAUGAUAGGGGUGAGAGAAAGAAGAUACCAGUAAAGAAUUCUCGUCAUGAUUCCGAAGCGGAUACAGAUAGUGGGUAUGGCAAGAAGAAAACGGAGCAUGCAAAGAGUGAACGUGAUGAGAGAAAGAAGGUACCAGUGAAGAGCUCUCGUCAUGAUUCUGACUCUGAUACAGAUGGUGGCUAUGGCAAGAAGAAAAUGGAACAUGCAAAGAAUGAACGUGAUGAGAGAAAGAAGAUACCGUUGAAGAGCUCUCAUCAUGAUUCGGAGUCUGAUACAGAUAGUGGGUAUGGCAAGAAGAAAACGGAGCAUGCAAAGAGUGAACGCGAUGAGAGAAAGAAGGUGCCAGUGAAGAGCUCUCGUCAUGAUUCCGACUCUGGUACAGAUAGUGGCUAUGGCAAGAAGAAAAUGGGACAUGCAAAGAAUGAACAUGAUGAGAGAAAGAAGAUACCGUUGAAGAGCUCUCAUCAUGAUUCGGAGUCUGAUACAGAUAGUGGCUAUGGCAAGAACCAAAUGGAACAUGCAAAGAAUGAACGUGAUGAGAGAAAGAUGGUACCAGUGAAGAGCUCUCGUCAUAAUUCUGAGACUGAUACAGAUAUUGACUUUAGGAAGAAGAAAAUAGAACAUGCGAAGGGCAUUCGCGAUGAGAGAAAGAAGAUGCCAGUGGGAAGCUCUCGUCACGAUUCUGACUCUGAUACAGAUGGUGCCUAUAGGAAGAAAGUAGUGGAAUAUGCAAACAUUCAUAAUGGGAAAAACAAGAUACCAGUGCAAAGCUCUCGUCAGGAUGAGAAGCCUAGAAAAUACAAGGAAAGUUUUCGCCAUGACUCAGAUUCAGAUGGUCUUUCCCGUGAUAAGGAAAGACAACUGAAUGCUGCAGCGUUAAAAAAGGACGUGCAAGAGAAAAGGAAACUAGCUAGCUCAAGUGAGAGUUCAGAUUACAGCAGCAGCCUCAGCAGCAGUGAUUCUGACAUGAGUGCAGAUAGCUAUGAGGAACAAAAAAGGAGUCAAGCUGAAGGGAGAAGAAAUGAGCUGACUACACAAAGGCAGAAAGAGGAGGAAAGAAAAGAGCUUGAGAAGCAACAGCAGAGCGAGGUAGAGAGGAAAGAGUUGGAGAAGCAAAAGCAAAGGGAGGAAGAGCGGAUAGAGAUGGAAAAGAAAAGGCAGCGAGAGAGGGAGGAAGAGAGACAAAGGGAGAGAGAGCAAUAUGGAAGGAAAGGUGGAAAUGAUGUGGAGAGAGACAACAAAAGGAAACUGAUAGAUGAUCGGUAUGAUCCAAAUUCAAGUAGAGUUAGAGAAGAGGGAUACAAAGACUGUCAGAACAGAGAUGACAAUAGAUGGCAGGAAGAGCAUGGUCGACACAGUAGAUAUAUGGAUAGUCAUGAUUCCAAGAGGUCAAGGCGUGAUGAUGACUCGCAUUACCAUUCAAGGAGAGAUUAUGAACAGCGCUAUUCUAGAGAUGAACAUAGAGACAGAAGGCGUCACUAA
Miscanthus lutarioriparius is the source of this 2724-nucleotide messenger RNA. NCBI's taxonomy places the organism in Eukaryota, Viridiplantae, Streptophyta, Magnoliopsida, Poales, Poaceae. The record is from the annotation of a GenBank genome assembly.